CCUUAAAUAAAAUUAGUUUGCAGUUUCGAAGGAUUGGGGCACUGCAUGUGUGUGGAGUAAAGCCAGUUGUACCUAAGGGAUGUGCGGCCGUGGUGAAAGAUCCUUUUCGACUGAAUUCAUUGAACUCUAUAGAGCACAGCCUUCACUAUGGAACAACAAGACCCAUGAGUAUUCAGACAGGAACAGAAGAGCAGUUGCUUAUGACAUUUUAGUGAAGAAGUUAAAAGAGAAAGACGAGUCUGCCAACAAGGACACGGUGUCCAAGAAAAUCAACAGCUUAGGUUCAGCUUUUCGCAAAGAAUUUAAGAAGGUACAGAGACUGCAGAAAUUGGGAGCAAGUUCAGAAAAUGUAUACCAACCAACUUUGUGGUAUUUUGAUUUAAUGAUGUUCCUUAAGGAUAAUGAAAAAGAGACGUUAAGUAAUAUUGAAGAGGAUCUAUCCGUUGGUUUAGAGUUGGGUCCAUCGGAAGAAAAGCCCAGUGACCCUGAAACCUCAACUGCAGACAAAACCAACAAAAUUCUUGCAAGAAAGCGACUCCGGAAUGCCUCAGCGAGAGGAGCAAGCACUGGCCGCCAUAAUCAGGAAGCUCUCCACGGUUCGAGAGGAAGAUGAAUUCGACGUCUUCGGGAGGAACGUGGCUUUCAACUUGAGAAAAGUACCCGAUGAGGUCCAGCCUUACGUUCAGAAGCUGAUAAAUGAUGUGAUUUUUCUUGCUCAGACGGAUCGGCUCACCGUCAACACCUGUAUUAAGAACGGUUGGGUUUAGUUUGGUUCCAUUUGUUACAAUGGCUAUUCUUGAUGUGACAUAGUGUCUGUUUCAUUUUGCUUCUAAGUUAUCCCCUGUGUGCAAGGAAUGGCUGGGAUUACCAUCCACUGGCGGCUAGGGAUUCGAACGCAGGUCAGGAAGAUUGCUAGACGAGAUCGCUACCGCUGCACCACACAGCACACAAGAGAUAAAAGGCUGUGAAUUAGGCCUUCCAGUAGGAUGGGAUUGUCACCUACGCAACUCCAUCAGGAUCGUCACUGUAUUGAGAUCUAGGUCUUGUAUGCAUUUAUUGACAACUGUGAUAUUAAAAUAUUUUGAUAUUUGUCUAUAGUCUUGCAAAAAUAAAAAGGUAAGUAAAGAGA
Penaeus chinensis is the source of this 1129-nucleotide messenger RNA. RefSeq lists its product as uncharacterized. The record is from RefSeq and is a predicted model, not a curated record. NCBI's taxonomy places the organism in Eukaryota, Metazoa, Arthropoda, Malacostraca, Decapoda, Penaeidae. The coding region runs from base 80 to 613 and encodes 177 amino acids. The transcript has 2 exons.